Messenger RNA from Phlebotomus papatasi, 747 nucleotides. Its product is annotated as cilia- and flagella-associated protein 161-like. The record is from RefSeq and is a predicted model, not a curated record. The transcript is spliced from 2 exons. The coding region runs from base 1 to 723 and encodes 240 amino acids. Gene Ontology annotation, biological process: cilium assembly. Lineage: Eukaryota; Metazoa; Arthropoda; Insecta; Diptera; Psychodidae. Gene Ontology annotation, cellular component: motile cilium.
AUGUUUAGCACCUCUGUUAGGACGAAAGACUUGAGUGAGAAGAAAAAUAAUGGUGAAUUGUGCGUUCAAAAAGUGGAAAGGUUCCGUGAGAUUCUCCUCAAAAGAAUCACAAUUGAUCCUCAAAAGAAAUUUAUAACAUUCGGUUCAUUUAUUCAAUUGAGGAGGAAUCAUCCUGGAGGACCACUGUACUUGUCCCUAGCAACAGACUAUUUCUGCAAUAAUCUUCAUCCUAUCACCGAAUCCUGUGACUUGACACUUUCUUCAACGAAUUUUCCUUGUGCAAGGAAUACUUUUAAGAUAUGUUCAAUGGAAGAAAAAUCAGCAUUCAGCAACGCGAACCUGAAGUACAAUCAAGACUUUCUUCUGCAAUGCUUGGGAUGGGAUGCGGAGCCUCUCUAUCUGCUGUGUCCUCCAAAAAGUUGGACAGAGUCAGAAAAGUCUGAUAUUCAAUUGGGUAGGAUUGGGGUAAAUUCUCUUAGCUACUUUCGUUGGAAAUUUGCCCAUCCGGAUUCUGAACAGAGACUUGAGAUGGAAGGAGAGAUCAUACCAUUUGAUUCUAGAGCACUUCUGAUUCAUAGUGCGACCAACCGUGUUGCAACGAAUAAAGGAGAUUCUGUUCGGACUAUUUUUGGUAGAGAGGAAAGAGUCCAUUUGGAAUAUCACAAUCUCAAGCGGAAAAAUUCCAAUCUGGAAAGUCAUUGCUGGUGUAUUCCAUCUUUGUAAGCAGAUUUAAGGUUUUUUUUUAUA